Messenger RNA from Neohortaea acidophila, 978 nucleotides. RefSeq lists its product as uncharacterized. NCBI's taxonomy places the organism in Eukaryota, Fungi, Ascomycota, Dothideomycetes, Mycosphaerellales, Teratosphaeriaceae. The transcript has a single exon. The coding region runs from base 229 to 801 and encodes 190 amino acids. The record is from RefSeq and is a predicted model, not a curated record.
ACUGCUUAUGUGCCAAUUCCUUCCAUUCGGCAAGCAUGGCGUUCGAGAGGCAUUGGUUGACUUUUACGGUGUGGGAACAACAGGGAAAAAUUCUUGGUUAUUUUGCUGAUCUUUUCUUGGGGACAAAAACGAAGAACGAGGCGAGGCAAGGGAAGAAAAAGCCCGAGUUGAUUCUCUGAGCAUGAAGUGCGAAAGGGGAGAGUGGAGCGAAGAACAGAUGCAACGGGGAUGACGGAGGGCGAAUGCCUGGAUACUACUGCUAAUGGCCCCGGGCCCAGCUGUUUGUACAUAUCUGAGAUACCUGGGCACGAUGCAGGCCUGUACAAUACAUGCAUGAAGACCAACAGUGUUCACUAUACUCGCAGGCCCUGUAUUUUCACGAGAUUGUUGCAGUAUCGCACUCCCUGCUCGACCGCGUCCUACGGAAGCCCGCAGGAUAUGCUACGUCGUCAAGGAGCUGCACAGCCAUCCUGCAGCUCUCCGCCGCAUGUCCACUCACCAUCUUCAUGCAUACGUCGAUCGAGUAGCCGCCUGCAGUUUCGCGCCUCAAUCCUUGACCCUCCCACCCUCUGUGAGCCGAUGUCGAACACCCACGACAAUAGAAACAGCCACCGCGUCCCAAAGCAGCAGCCUUGCCCACGUCUCAGCCAUGCCGUUGCCAUCGCCCAGCCACCGCUCGCCCGCGCAGUCCCGGCUACGAAGAAAGAGGACAAGCAACGCCAUGCCUGCAUAUCGUCGUUACACCGGCUCCACAAACGCUCCUGUCGCGGCCCGGAGAAGCCUGGCCUGGCGAGUGAUUGACGCGCCGCUUGUAUGCUGUGCGGCCGUUUGGGGCUGGUGGUGUGGAGGGCUCCCUUGCUGUUGUUGUAUGCUGUUGCCAGUGGUGAUUGCAUCGUCUCGCUCAUUCGUUGGGGGCUGGGUGCGCGGGAGGGUGCAUGUUGACGUGAUUCUGGUCUCCCUGUCGCGUACUCAGAUGUA